GCUGCAGAGAGUCCGUUGGGCGCUGGCCGAAGGAGAGGUGCGGUAAGGGAUCGCUCCGCAACUCUCCCUUCAUGUUCAUGGUCUCCCUGGAUCCUGGCUGACUGGCCGACAGGCAUGUCAAGAGAUGGAGAAGGAGAAGAUGCCUUUUUUCCCAAGGAUGUCCUCCUCUAUUCCCCUGACAGUGGUCCUUUUAUGGAGGAGACAGAGGUGGGCAGCUCCGUGCUGAGUUGGACUUGGGAACAGAGGACAGCCUCCUCUCAGUGGAGCCUGGAGUCUGAAGCCAGCAGGAGUGCUCCCCUUGCGAUGGCCUGUCAGGAUGACAGCAACCUGGCUGGGAAAGCCCUUCAAGAUUCACAGACAGUGCGUGGGGGUACAGGUCCUGAGGCCUGUGUUCCGGGCCCAGACCGACAGGCUCAGGAGGAAGGCAAGGAUGCCCUGCUGUUCCCAGAUCUUCAUGUCCAGCCUCCUCUUGCGCCAAUGGAGAGGAAAGCACAGUUCUUAAAAAAGCUUCACGUGGCUUUACAUGACAUCUUAGCAGAAAACUGGGGUAAGAAACUCAGCCAAGUGGCCCAAAGCAGCGGGCCCACAGGAAAGGGAGAGAGAUUGCUGGGAGUUGAGAGCUGUCCUGCCCUCCAGGAGAUCCCUGGAGAGGGACUGCCUGGGGAGAGGGGUCCUCCAGGAGCUGACCAAAGACACCCCAACAACCAUGUGGAGAACUCCUCUGAAAUGAAAUGGCUCACCCCGCUGGCCUUUCCUGAGUGCCUCUCUGAGGUGUGCGAACAGGGCAUCUUCUCUCGCUUGGCCCUAGGACAGGAGAACUGUGUGGACUGUCCUCUGGAUGCUUGUGAGGUGGCAGAAGAAGGAGAACAGGUGAAGAGACAACAGCCUGAUGCCUCCCCUCUUUCCCCUAGCUGGGUCCUGGAGAGGGCAAACAAGAACAACAGGCUGUGGACCAACUUCAGAGAGGUGAGGAAGAGGAGGAAGCCCAGGAAAAAGAAUCCUGGAAGAGACGAAAGAGGCCGAGACUACCGGGGCCCUGCACAGAGCGCAGGUAGGGCAGACCCAAAGACUCCAGGAAACCCCUUUCUGAACAGCAGUCGGGAGGCUUGUGGAGAAAUGGGAGGUGUUGCUGGGACCUCCCUAAUGGCUAAAACAGAGCCUAAGCUAAUGGGGAAGACCCAGCAACGGACCUGCCAGCAGAAAGCCCUCCCCACAUAUCCUGCCUCCUCUUCUCUAUGUGGCCCCACCGAUCCUCUCUUGCUCAAGAGGACUGGAAGCAGGAAGGCUUCUGGCUGUGCCCCCACUGGGUGUCAGAGAGGCACAGUGACUGCUACUUCAGCUGCGGAGGCCUUGGGUCCUCCUGGGAGGCCAGCCAUACCCAGUGUAAUGCCAGUCUCUAAGACUUCCUGGAAAAGUCCUGACCAGUGCCCCCCAGCUGCCCCCUGCGAUCCCCUGACUUUGACUUCGUUCUCUAGAUUAUCAGGAGAAAUCUCUACAGAACACGAAGAUCUUGGUUUUGCUAUGGUGCCCAAGGCCGUCACUGAGGAUGAUGGUACUUACCUCUCAGACAGUGCUGAGGAACUGGAAUCUGCUGUUGGCAAAGGUGUUGUGGGUGCCUCUGAUGCCAACAGGCAAGUGAUGCUAGGAUUGCCUGCGAGGCCCCAAGGGUUCUGUACCACGAGUCAACCCCGUGGUCAGGCUGGCCUGGGUUUCCCAUUAGCCAAGUCUUCCUCAAAGGGACUUGUGGCCAGUGGAACCAGUCGGGACCCUGAAGUAGCUGAGACAUCUAGGAGACCCUCUAGACAUCGUCAGAAUAGAUCCAGAGCUGGAGAGAAGCCAAGGAGAGGGGCAUUAUCCUCUGCCCAGCAACGGGGCAGGAAUGGAGGAUCCAGAACAAGGAAUGUGGGAGAUCGGGAACCAGCCAGAGGAAGCAGAAGCAGAGAGGAGGAAGAGCGGAUAUUGCCUCGCCUGCCACGUGGCGUGAAACUUGUGUGUUACUUAGGAUCUGGGUCAUCAGUCAGACUCCUGGGGGCUGUCAGCCAAGCAUGGGAAGCCACCAAGCCACCACAAUUGGAAGAACUGGAGGACCUCUCAGAAGCCGGCUCAGAGGCACCUUCCCAGAGAUCCCAGCUUCCCUCCUGUUGGGCCAAGGGUCCACAACAGGCAAGAGGGGCUGCUACGUCCCUGCCCUCCCUCUUUCCCUUUGAGUGGGAGUACCAGAGAAUUGCUGUCCUCCCCAGGCCCCGCACUUUGGAUCCAGCUGGCUCCCUGUCUGACCCCUACCAAGUCAUUUUGGGGCGUGAGGAGCAGCAGCCAGCCAUGAACAGCAGGACUCUUGUCAGGAGCAGAGGGAAGGCUGUGAGUUCUGCUUCAGAUGAAGGUUGUGAGACAGAUGGCUCAUCUGAGUGGAGAUGUCCAGUAGGAGGUUGGAGACACAGGACUGGAACUUGGAUGAGGCCUGGAUACGUCGAUCUGGGAGGCAGUUACCUCGAGGUGGCAGUUAAAUCAGUGGGAGCUAGUGAGAUUCCCAAGAGGGAGGGCAGAGUGAGAGAAGAGAACAGAGCCUUGCAGGCAAGGAAAGAUGUCUUCAGUGAAGGGGAGAAGAAGCCGCUCUCCCAGCUGGGCAGAGCCUCUGUGCCCAUGCCCGCAGAGAAGCCACUGAACCCAGCCGAGCCCAAGGUGAGGGAGCAAAAGAGACGUCUGCCCAAGGAGAAGCCGCCGUCUGCACCGGGCCCUUCCCUGCAGCUCUCGGGGGAGCAGGUGCGAAGUGCUGUGGCAGAGUCCCUGAGGGAGGUGCUCUUAAAACGGCUGCAGGAGCCUGCCGACCUGGCUGUGGGCGAGGAGGCUGUGAGGGGCAUCGCUGCCAACAUCGAGGCUGCCAUCUUUGAACUUAUGCAGUGCACUGACUACCGCUACAAGACCAAAUACCGAAGCCUGGUGUUCAACCUGAGAGAUCCCAGGAACAAGGACCUGUUCCUUCAGGUGAUCCGUGGAGACAUCACCCCACAGGGCCUGGUUCGCAUGAGUGCCACAGAGCUGGCUUCCCAGGAGCUGGCGGAGUGGCGGGACCGGGAGGUGAAGCAUGGCUUGGAGAUCAUUGAGAAGCAGCAGCGAGAGGCUCCACGCUGUCGGGUCACCAAAGUGACCCACAAAGGGGAGAUUGAAAUACAUCCAGAUGUGGACCAGACUCUCACAUUGGAGGACUUGACUGAGCCAGCCUCCCGUCUGGACCUAAGCCUUCGCCCUCAGCCUGGGGCAGCUGAAUCCCAGUCUGGGCGGGACACCACGGAGCAGCAUGAGAGCCAUUUCCUGGACCCUGACUGCCGAGUCUGCAUGGGCUGGGAGGCCCCUCGAGGGGGAAGAGGCUUCAAUGCACCCAGGAGCACCCCACUCUCCAGGAGCAGAGUCACCAGCAACCCACAGAAACUUCCUAGCCCUGCUUCCUUGCCUCGAGUAGACACCUCACUGCCGGGGAUGUCCAAAAGCAGAACUGGCACUCAGACCCAGCCCCAGGACAGGCCUGAGUUGGCCUCCUGCCUGAGGCAGGUUCUGAAGCCGAAGGCUUUGCAGGGCCAGCCGUUGUGGGAAGGUGCCCUGGAAAUGUUCUCCAUCAAGCGAUUCACCACUAAAGCCUUUCUGGUUCAUGGCUACAGUAGCCAACUUAUCCAGGCUUUGCCCAAGGUGAUCUACUCGGCAGGCUGCGUGCUCCCUGAAGCCGUCUGGGAUUACUUGGACAGCAUCUGGCCAUCGGAAGCCAAGGACGUCAGCGUGGUCCGCCUGUGCCCUCGGGGGGCCCGGGAUGCCCAGAAUUACAACAUGCUCUACUCCUACCUCAACAACAAGCAGCGCUAUGGCAUGGUGGCCAGUGAGCACCUGGACAUGUUCCUGGUGCCCCUGCCAGCUUUCCAGCCUGUGCCCCCCAAGCUCCGCCCUCUGGGAGGCCCAGAGAUAGAAGGCGGUCCCUGGAGCCUCUCUGUUCGUGGUCAGCCCUGCACUUUUGGGCCGGAUGAGCUUGUAGAAAGGAGUGCUGUUCCAUGGGAGAAAACGGCCUCAGGCCUGGAAGUCACUCACUGCAGCCUCGUGCUGGGUCUGAUCCUGCCCAAGGUGCCACCGCCAGGUGAUUCCCGGCUAAAUGGGGCCAGCCCCUUGCAGAAGAAACGCAAGACAGUCACCUUCAAGGAGCCGGUGGAGACAAAGUGCUACUCCCUGGGGUUCAGGAGGCCCCAUCGGGUUUCCAAGCCUGGGCCUUCCUGGGCCCCUGAGUCUAGCCUGGAGGGCCCCCCAGCCUGGGAAGGUAUCUCAGACGAUUUCUUGGAAGAGGUGGCUGGACAUGUGGAGCAGGAGCAGCCCGAUGGAGGGAGGGGACCCUAUGGCCUCUCCUUCUGCUGCCGGCACGAAGCUUCGGGCCCAGGACCCGAUGGCUCCUGCCCCCUGGGCAGCCUGGCCCCCCCGGAUCCCCUACCCGCCUGGGGUCAGUUUGGCGCCAGUGGAAGGAUUCGGGGUCAGCGAGCCCAGCCCUUUGUGGAUGGUGUGGGCCCUGGGCUGGUGCCUCUGGGUGCACCGCUACACCCUGAGUGUGGAGGCCUAUCUCAGGAGCUGGGGGCCCUGGCCUCCUCCAGCUGGCUGGCUUGUUCCACUUUGGCAGCGCCCCGGCUGUGGCCCUGGCCCCAGUGCCCAACCUGCUCUCCCACCCUCCGGCUGCCGACUGCUACCAUGCCUAUCCUGACCAUGCUGCCACCACCUGUCCCCACACUGCUGCUGUGUGCCCUCCCACUCACACCCCUCUCCUCCCUGCCGGGGAAGCCCUGCCUCUCAUCCAGCACCUCGAGGCCCUGGUGAAGAUGAAUAGUCAGCUGCAGGCCUCCUUGCAGAUGUCUGCACCAGACCCCUCCCUUCCUGGGCCUGGGGCUGCAGGGGCCCCGGGACCAGUGGGGCUGGCGGGCCCAGGUGGGGAGGCAGAGAACCAUGUGUGCCCACCACCUUCCCUCUUCCUGGCUCCCUUCUGUGGAUCUGACCAGCCGCCUCCCCCAGGGAGCCCCUUAUGCCCAUGAGGUUCAAGGCCCCCACUGUCCUCCUAGGUGUGAUGCGCCCAGGCCCCUCGGGGUCCUGUAAGGGAUGCAGUCAAGCCCGAGUGGCAUCUGGACCUCAGAGGGGGCUGUGCCUUCCCCUAUCCCCCAAGUGAGUCUUGAGCCACUUUCUAGGCCAGCGUGCCUGGGGGGUGAGCACCAGUGCCCACAUGUUGGCAUUUCCUGUUCUGCUUGUUUUUGUUCAGGGUUCAAUAAAAAGUAUCCGCAAACCUUU
Molecule: messenger RNA, 5301 nt
Organism: Phascolarctos cinereus (koala)
Lineage: Eukaryota; Metazoa; Chordata; Mammalia; Diprotodontia; Phascolarctidae
Source: RefSeq, a predicted model, not a curated record